AUCACUUAGAUAUUAUUUUUUUUACAAGUCAUUAUUAAAUCCUAUUUAGGAAAUAAAAAAAGUUAAGUGAAAUGACUUUGUUUUAGUCAUAUUCAAUGCAAAUUUCACCUUAAAAACAAAAAGGCUCUAAAUUAUACGCCCGGAUAAAAGUACCAAGUGAUUCUCAUUGACGUGAAGAACGCGAGGGGGAGAUUUCUCUCUCAUUGGCAAUACCAUGGCUGCGCUCACAAGUUGUAGCUUUAGCAGCGCAACAAACCUGAGGCUCCGUUUGAAUCUCCAUACGAGUUACAUUCUGAAGCAAAGAAAUCCGCUGAGGACAAUAUACAAGAGGAAUUCAGGCAGAUUGAUAAUUAGGUCUUUCAGUGGCUCUGGCAGCACUAAUGGAGGCAGGAACGGCGGCGACGGGAAGCUGGAGAAGGACAACUCUUCCAAUUUGGCCACCGCCACGACCACCACCCCUACCCAUGACACCACGGAGGAUAGGCGCAGGCCGGGCGGUUCUGAAGAUUUUGAGGAAUCUCCAGCUUCUGUUUCGUCAAGACCGACACUGGUUGGGUCACCUUAUAAUAGUUUCCAAGUAGACUCUUUCAAAUUGAUGGAACUUCUUGGACCUGAGAAAAUUGAUCCUCCUGAUGUAAAGAUCAUUAAGGAGAAACUUUUUGGUUAUUCCACUUUUUGGGUGACAAGAGAGGAACCAUUUGGAGAUCUUGGGGAGGGCAUUCUUUUCAUUGGAAAUCUUAGGGGAAAGAGGGAGGAUGUUUUCUCCAAACUGCAGACUCGACUAUAUGAAAUUAUGGGUGAUAAGUACAAUUUGUUCAUGGUGGAGGAACCUAAUUCUGAAGGAGUAGAUCCACGCGGUGGGCCUAGAGUCAGCUUUGGAAUGCUGCGUAAAGAGGUUUCUGAACCUAGUCAAACAACUCUGUGGCAGUACGUAAUUGCUUUUAUAUUAUUUCUUCUUACAAUUGGAUCCUCUGUGGAGCUAGGAAUUGCAUCUCAGAUUAAUCGCCUUCCUCCUGAGGUAGUCAAGUACUUCACUGAUCCAAAUGCCAUUGAGCCACCGGAUAUGCAGCUUCUAUUACCUUUCAUCGAUUCUGCUUUGCCCCUCGCGUAUGGUGUCUUGGGAGUGCAGUUACUCCAUGAAGUUGGGCAUCUUCUGGUUGCCUUCCCGAGAAAAGUUAAACUGAGCAUUCCUUACUUUAUUCCAAACAUCACUCUCGGAAGCUUUGGAGCAAUCACUCAGUUCAAGUCAAUUCUUCCUGACCGAAAAGCAAAGGUUGACGUUUCUGUAGCUGGCCCACUGGCUGGAGCAGCAUUGUCGUCCGCCAUGUUUGCUUUUGGCCUACUACUUUCUUCAAACCCAGCUGCUUCGGGUGACUUGGUUCAGGUUCCUAGCACACUUUUCCAGGGCUCAUUGCUUCUUGGACUUAUCAGUAGAGCUACUCUUGGUUAUUCAGAAAUUCAUGCAACUGCAGUCUCAAUACAUCCUCUUGUGAUUGCUGGAUGGUGUGGCUUAACUACAUCAGCUCUCAAUAUGCUUCCUGUUGGAUGUCUUGAUGGUGGGAGAGCUGUGCAGGGUGCUUUUGGAAAAAAUGCAAUCAUCGCCUUUGGUCUGGCAACCUACACAAUGUUGGGACUUGGAGUGCUUGGCGGACCAUUGUCACUACCAUGGGGAUUAUACGUACUCAUUUGUCAGAGGACACCGGAGAAGCCUUGCCUGAAUGAUGUGACAGAGGUUGGAACAUGGAGAAAAACCCUUCUCUCAGUGGCUGUGUUUCUAGGAGUGUUGAUUCUGCUUCCGGUGUGGGAUGAGCUUGCCGAGCAGUUGGGCAUUGGUCUCAUAUCAAGCUUUUGAACGUAAGGGCGCGCCAAUGAUUAUUAUCAUUCCCAAUUUUGAUUCUUAAAACUAUGGCUCAAGUGAGUAAUGCAUCUUUCACCUUUCACAUUCACAUGAUAGUCAUAUACUCAUGUUUUUUUCUCAACAAAAUUUGUUGCAUGUAAUGUGUUUGGGGUGUGAAUGAAUAUAGCUAGCUAGGAUACUGAUAGGUUUCUAUUUGGUAAAACUUGGGAUUAUUAACUGCGAAUGGUCAAAAAUAUUUGACUGCAGUGGAUAAAUUCUUUGUAUACUACACAUUUCAAUACUUAACCCAAAGAUAGGUUGUACACUUGUACAUG
This is a messenger RNA of Cuscuta campestris, 2172 nucleotides long. The record is from the annotation of a GenBank genome assembly. Lineage: Eukaryota; Viridiplantae; Streptophyta; Magnoliopsida; Solanales; Convolvulaceae.